This is a messenger RNA of Cimex lectularius (bed bug), 1068 nucleotides long. RefSeq lists its product as uncharacterized. Bases 220 to 999 code for a protein of 259 amino acids. The transcript is spliced from 5 exons. The record is from RefSeq and is a predicted model, not a curated record. Lineage: Eukaryota; Metazoa; Arthropoda; Insecta; Hemiptera; Cimicidae.
AUCAAAAUAUUUAUUAUGUUUUACAGUUUUGAAAUGAGAACGUGUUCAUAUAGCCGAGUCCGUGUGGAAGCGGUGCGAGCGAGAUAGUGGGUGGAAACGGAUGCCUUGAAAGCCGGAAAAACGUGGUUUUCCUCUUAAUGUGAUACGGGUUUUCCUCAGAGGAAGACCGCGUUUUGAAAGCGAAAUGUUCGGCAUCCGCGACACUGACGCGCCCGAUCCAUGAUCGGACCGAUCGUGAACAGUUUCCUGUGGAGGUGGUCCCUCAGAACCGGGUGCAUGAUAAUCGCGAUAGUCGGCAUGGUAGUAGCUGCACUUACACUACUCGCAAGCUUGGUUCGUUUAACUUUAGACGGGAUACAAGAUGAUGAAUACAUGAACAUGGGCCUUGUAUUUUUUAUAUUCUUUUCGGCCUAUCUUGUAGUAGACUUCACUUUCCACAUGCUUAUAUACUUCGCUGCGAAAAGGAAUGACGAAAGAACCAUGCAGGUGUGCUGUUUGUACAUGGCUGUUAGGUUCAUAAUCGAUAUUGUAUACGUAAUCAUCAUCUUCGUGUACCAGGAUUAUAACAUUGUCUUAAUUGUUAUAUUUGCAACAUUUUCUGUUGUGCGUGCCUACUUUUUUAUAGUUGUGUUUAGCUUCCUUGCCCAACUACUGGACGAAAUAGAGGCUGCAAGUCAGGUCGCACCGGAGAUCAUCGAGGACGAGGUGGAAUCGCCAGAUCCCACCGUUAACAAGGGCAGACCGGUGGUCGGAAUUACCUCAGAUGGCACUUUUACAAAAGAGAGCUGGCCAUCACAUAACAAAGGCAUACUUACUCCUUCCCGAGACCCACGAAAAAUAGGACACAAAAAAUCGGUGACCAUUAUACUGCCGAGUAACUACGUCGAAAAGCCGCCUAAAAGCAGAAGAAAGAAAUCAACAAGGAAAUUAAGAAGAAGUCCCAGCAGGAGAAGUUAUUCGUUUUCUGGAUGGUCAGACGAUGACCAAAACAAGGCAUAGUCAUCUUAUUCAAUUUUCAUGUCAAAUAAAAUUGAAAUAAAUCUAUACAAUAAAAUAAAUGGUGGACUA